UUUGAUAAUUGUAAAUAAAACUCUUACUAAUUCAAACACAAAACUAAAAUGCCAAUUUUGCAAAUUGAUACAAAUUUGUCAAUGACUAAUGUGCCGUUAGAUUUUACAGUAAAGACUUGUGAACUAAUGGCAGAUGUAUUUGAAUCACCAAUAAAAUUUUGUGUUGUGCACAUAAAUCCUGAUCAAGAGAUAUAUUGGUAUGGGUUAGAUGGUCCGUGUGUCUUAGGAACAUUAAAACUAGUACGCGGUUCUGGAAAAAUCAGUCCUGAACAAAAUAUUAUACAUGCCGAAAAACUUGUAAAACACAUUAGUGAUAAUUUAAACCUAACCAAUAAGAAGUAUAAGCAUAUACAAUUAUUAUUUAUAAAAAUUCAAUGUUUCAAAUAUAUAACUAGAUUCUCAAUUUAUUAUUUCAGUAUAUCAAUAUCAUUUGUCGAACAAGAUGCAGACAAUGUUACAAUAUUUAAUACUACUGUAUCAAACUUUUUGGAAAAUAAAAAUUAAAUAUUAACAACACAGUACAAAAACAUAACUU
Acyrthosiphon pisum (pea aphid) is the source of this 535-nucleotide messenger RNA. RefSeq names its product macrophage migration inhibitory factor homolog. The transcript is spliced from 2 exons. NCBI's taxonomy places the organism in Eukaryota, Metazoa, Arthropoda, Insecta, Hemiptera, Aphididae. The record is from RefSeq and is a predicted model, not a curated record. Bases 49 to 504 code for a protein of 151 amino acids. Gene Ontology annotation, molecular function: phenylpyruvate tautomerase activity.